GACUAGCUGGGAACCCCUCCUCUCCUCCGACUCGGAUCUCCUCCCCAUUAAGCUCCAGGCUUUCGGCUGCUGCUCCGAGGCGCCUUGGUGCUCCGCCGAGAAUCCCCUCCUGGUGCGCUCCUAGAAGCGCCAAGACAGCUGCCUGGUGAGAUCGCAGGAAACGAACAGAACCAUGGCAACUCCCUCUGCUGCCUUUGAGGCCCUUAUGAAUGGAGUAACAAGUUGGGAUAUCCCCGAAGAUUCUGUUCCAUGUGAACUGCUUCUUAUUGGAGAGGCUUCAUUUCCUAUAAUGGUGAAUGACGUGGGUCAGGUCCUCAUUGCUGCCUCUUCCUAUGGCAGAGGUCGCAUGGUAGUAGCAGCUCAUGAGGACUUCUUUUUGGAAAGCCAGCUCUUUAUCUUUCUUGUCAAUGCUGUUGGGUGGCUUCGUUCCUCCCCAGAGUCGGCCAUUGGUGUGCACUCAUCUUUAGCUCCAUUGGUGAAAAUCCUCGAGAGCUGUGGAAUAGAGGCAAAGAUUGAGCCAGAAGUGAAUGACUCCCUAGGGGUUUACUGCAUUGAUGCCUACAAUGAAACCAUGACAGAUAAGCUAGUCCAGUUUGUGAAGCGUGGAGGGGGCUUGCUCAUAGGAGGCGAGGCCUGGGAUUGGGAUAUCCAGGGCGACGAUGAUAGAGUUCUGUUCGCAUUUCCUGGGAAUCUGGUGACCAGUGUGGCUGGUGUGUACUUCACUGACAACAAAGCAGACACAACUUUAUACAAAGUCUCCAAGAAGAUGCCUAAGAUACCCAUCUUAGUUCGUUGUGAUGAUGACCUCUCAGAAGACAGAGAUGAGCUUCUGCAUGGCAUCAUAGACCUGGACAUCACCAACUCAGACUGCUUCCCAUCCCAGCUACUAGUGCAUGGGUCUUUGGCUUUUCCUUUGGGGCUAGAUACCUACCAUGGCUGUGUGAUAGCUGCUGCCCGCUAUGGCCGGGGUCGGGUGGUUGUCAUUGGUCAUAAGGUAUUAUUCACAGUGGGUAAACUCGGCCCCUUUCUGCUCAAUGCUGUCCGCUGGCUGGAUGGAGGCCGCAGAGGCAAGAUUGUGGUGCAGACAGAGCUGAGAACACUAAGUGGUCUGCUCGCAGUAGGGGGUAUAGACACCAGCAUUGAGCCCCAACUGACCAGUGACGCAAGUGUCUAUUGCUUCGAACCCACAAGUGAUGUGGGAAUUAAGGAACUACAGGAGUUUGUAGCAGAGGGUGGCGGGCUGUUUGUUGGAGCCCAAGCCUGGUGGUGGGCUUUUAAGAACCCAGGAGUGUCCCCUCUGGCUCGAUUCCCAGGAAACAUGCUUCUCAACGCCUUUGGUAUCAGCAUCACAAGCCAAAGCCUCAAUCCAGGACCUUUCCGUAUCCCUAAAGCAGGAACAAGGACCUAUCACUUCCGCUCUACCCUAGCAGAGUUCCAGGUGAUAAUGGGCAGGAGGAGAGGCAAUGUGGAGAAGGGCUGGCUAGCCAAGCUGGGCCCAGAUGGGGCAACAUUUCUGCAGAUUCCUGCAGAGGAGAUCCCUUGUUACAUGUCUGUGCACAGACUCCUGCGGAAGCUACUGAGCCGCUAUCGGCUUCCAGUGGCAACCAGAGAGAACCCGGUCAUCAAUGACUGUUGUAGGGGAGCUAUGCUUUCCCUGGCCACAGGUCUGGCCCACUCUGGAAGUGACCUCUCACUGCUGAUCCCAGAAAUUGAAGAUGUUUACAGCAGCCGCUACCUGCGCCCCUCAGCGUCUCCCAUCACCGUGAAUGUCAAUUGUACCAAUCCAGGCACUCGGUACUGCUGGAUGAGCACUGGACUCUACAUACCUGGAAGGCAAGUCGUAGAUGUCUCCUUGCCUGAAGAUGCUGCCUCUGCUGAUCUGAGGAUACAAAUUGGCUGUCAUACUGAUGACCUGACCAGGGCCAGCAAGCUGUUCCGAGGCCCCCUUGUGAUUAACCGGUGUUGCUUGGACAAACCCAGGAAAUCAAUCACCUGCCUCUGGGGUGGUCUCCUCUAUAUCAUUGUACCUCAGCAUAGCAAACUGGGUUUUGUGCCCCUCACAGUGAAGGGGGCUGUUCGUGCUCCAUUCUACAAGCUAGGGGAGACAUCCAAGGAAGAAUGGAAGAGGCGUCUCUUGGAAUAUCCAGGUCCGUGGGGAGAACUGGCCACUGACAACAUCAUCCUGACUGUGCCCACUGCAAAUCUUCGAACUCUGGACAAUCCUGAGCCACUGCUCCGCCUCUGGGAUGAGAUGAUGCAUGCCGUGGCUAGGUUGGGAGGCGAGCACUUCCCUUUGCGUCUGCCGCAGAGGAUAGUGGCUGAUGUUCAGAUCUCAGUAGGCUGGAUGCAUGCAGGGUACCCCAUCAUGUGCCAUCUGGAAUCAGUGCAGGAACUCAUCAGUGAGAAGCUCAUCCGGUCCAAGGGCCUGUGGGGUGCUGUGCAUGAGCUGGGCCGUAACCAGCAGAGGCAGGAGUGGGAGUUCCCCCCACACACUACAGAAGCCACAUGCAACCUGUGGUGUGUUUAUGUGCAUGAAACAGUCCUGGGCAUACCUCGAGGCCGUGCCAAUAUUGCGCUAUGGCCCCCUGUUCGGGAGAAGAGAGUCCGAAUCUACUUGAGCAAGGGACCCAGUGUAAAAAACUGGAAUGCCUGGACUGCAUUGGAAACAUACCUACAGCUCCAAGAGGCCUUUGGUUGGGAGCCAUUUAUUCGUCUCUUCACCGAGUACAGAAACCAGACAACGAACCCGAACUCAUCCACAGACAAUGUCGACAAAAUGAAUCUAUGGGUCAAGAUGUUUUCCCAGCAAGUGCAGAAGAAUCUGGCUCCAUUCUUUGAGGCCUGGGGCUGGCCUAUUCAGAAGGAAGUGGCUACAAGCUUGGCCUAUCUGCCUGAGUGGAAAGAAAAUAUAAUGAAAUUGUACCUCCUCACACAGAUGUAAGGAGUGCCCAUCGAGGUGGCAGGCCCCACUGAAACCGAAGUCCAGGAAUACAAAAGAAAAUUGAGACCUCUCAGCAAAGAAAACUAAAAGCAUUUGGUUGGAGAAGAUCUCAACAAAUUUCUGGAAGAGAGAAAGUAAGUGAAGAGAAAUGAUGAGCGGAAAACAUGGCGGUCCAUUUCAGACAGAAUACACUGAUCCAAACACUGGAACCCCAAAGAGACUUGAGCACUAGAAAACUCUAGCUACUAAAUAAUUGUACCAGUUGUAAAUUGACCCCCGUUCUACUCAGCCCCAACCCUUGUACAUAGAACACAGAAAACGUACCAUUGAUACUAGUGAAACUGUUAUUGUUAUUGUUGUUUGAAUAAAGAAAUCAAAUAAACCACCUGAGGAGAGGUAAAGAAUUAGUGCUCCAAAUGAUAUUCUUUUCAUGGAAAUAAGUGCCCCACUGGCCUGCAGGUAAUUUUCUUCUCAGAGUUGAGACCGUUACUCACAUGCCCACAGGUUCUAGGUAUAACAGAGAUUUGCUGGAGAAACAGGAGUCAUUUAACGAGCCAAUAGUUAACAAAGGUUCUCAGUGUGGAUUUCCUGAUAGAAAUUUUCAUACAUGGAAGAGACCAAGGGAGAAGCAUAAGAAAAAUAAUCAUUUAGACAUAAAAAUGUUGAAAAAAAUUAUUCCCCAGAGAGACUUGAGGUGCAUUACAAAUAUACUAAGAGAAAAAUUUAAAAGCAAAAUUAGACUGCCAAAAAUAUUCAGCAGACAGGCUGGAAAACAAAAUAGACUGAAUCUCCCCAGACAUGCAUCAAAAUGAAAUAACGAACAAUAGAAGAGAAGGAAAGGGAAACAGACAAUCACUUUUAACUGUUAGGAGUUUCCAGAAGACAGGACAGAGAUGGCAAAGACAGUGAAAGAACAAGGAAGACUUAAGGGAUACCAGAUUGAGGGCACCUGGCACCAACCACAUCUAAGCAUAGUCUUAGGAAAAGUUGGAACAGUAGAGCUAGAAGGUACAUGUUGAGAGUUCAACAUGGGAAAGAAAAAGAGCUGAACCAAACCUGAGAAUAAUCUGGCAACUUCAGCAGCAGUGCUGAAUGCUAGAAGUCAAGGAACCAAUGGUUGAGUUUUGAAAACUCCAUAUAGUACAGACUGUCAAGAGUAAUGUAAAAAGAAAAACACUUUUGGGCAGGUGAAUCUUCCAUAUAUAUAUAUGGAAGAAAGUCCAAAAAAGAAGAGGAAAGAUGAUCUGGAGACCAGUGGCCCUCACCUAGGAUGUCUUUAUCUAGAGUGGUAGAUAUCAGAAGAGAGCACUACCCUGGGCUCUGUGAAUGUGUCAGAGUAGCACUGAGGAAAUAGGACAUUGGAGAUAUGGAAGGCCUGUAGUCUUUAAUCACAAAAUUUAAACAGAAUGUUAAGAAAUUUUGGCUAAACCAUGAAGGAAAAUAGAAUGAUAAAGGAUUUCAAAUACUCAUGGAGUAUGAGAAGAGACUUGGUUGGGCAUCAGCGGUAGGUAUGUUUCCUUUCCCUUGUUACAGGCAGGCAUCACGGCAUUGGGAGUGUAGAGAAAAUAAGGUUUUUCCACUUGGCUUGGUAAACGUAUUUUAAUAGCCCAAAUAAUGUAGAUGCCACUUAUAGAUCUUCAAUGUUUUGAUCAGUCAAGCAACAAAGCCUAAAAAGCUUAAUAUUACACCCAGAGCAGAGAUGGAAAGGGACGUUGACCAACUGAUGCAGAAAGCAAAGGCUGAGUUAGUUGAGAGAAGAGAAGUAGAAGGGAAAAAGAAUGGGGCUACUUAAAUAUUCAAAGUGGGAAUGAAAAGAUGCUGUCUUCAGAAAAUGGAACAUAGUUGCAUAGUUAGUGUGCUGGUCAAUGCUAUAAAAUUAGACCCUCAGAAGAAUAUCUACCAAGCAUUUGGAGAAGGGUAGGCAGGGGAAAGGCAGAGGUGGUGUACGUUAAAUCCUUAUCUUUUGUAAUGGUGAAAGAUUAAAGAUUGUCUAAUGUUAAUAAGUCAAGAGAUUAUUGUUCAGACAUGUUAUUUAAAGGUAGUUUAGCCACCAGAAGAUCCAAAAAUAGAGAUCAUUAAAAGCAUCUAGGAAAUGAGACUAGAGAAGGGUGGGGUGGGUAACCAUGUUUUUAUUUCAAGUUCCUCUGUACAAUUUAAUUUUUUUUACCUUGUGCAUGUAUUAUUUGGAAAAGUUUAUAAUAAACUCAAAUAAAACAUC
Molecule: messenger RNA, 5159 nt
Organism: Arvicanthis niloticus (Nile rat)
Lineage: Eukaryota; Metazoa; Chordata; Mammalia; Rodentia; Muridae
Source: RefSeq, a predicted model, not a curated record